Quercus lobata is the source of this 1309-nucleotide messenger RNA. Its product is annotated as F-box/LRR-repeat protein At3g26922-like. NCBI's taxonomy places the organism in Eukaryota, Viridiplantae, Streptophyta, Magnoliopsida, Fagales, Fagaceae. Gene Ontology annotation, molecular function: protein binding. The record is from RefSeq and is a predicted model, not a curated record. The coding region runs from base 11 to 1309 and encodes 432 amino acids. The transcript is spliced from 3 exons.
GGUAGACAGGAUGAGUGAUCUACCAGAAUCUCUUCUCAUCCACAUACUUUCGUUCCUUCCAACCCAAAAGGCAAUCACCACAAGCAUUUUGUCGAGCAGGUGGAAAGACCUUUGGACUCUCGUCCCAAAACUCGACAUCAACACUGAAGAGCUCCACCCCAUUGUCAAGCAUGCGCAUACUGUGUCCAGAAUUUUUCACCUACACAAAACCCCAUACCUCCGAACUUUUCGCCUCACAUACAGUUGUGGUAACCGUUCUGAUGUAGAUGCGUGGAUUAGCAACAUUGCAGCGCGGAAAGUGGAAGAACUUGAUCUCGAGAUAUAUGAUGAUGAGUACUGGGAUUUUGAGCGUUUGAGGUUGUACCACAGUCAUGAAAUUUUCUCUUGCAAGACAUUAGUGGUUCUGAAUUUGCGGAGCAGAAUUGUGAUUGAUCCUCCUUCAUCGUUUCAAUUCCCAAGCUUAAAGAUACUUGGUUUGUUCUAUGUUGAUUAUAAAUCAGACUCUUUUUCUGGGCUCCUCUCUGGCUGUCCUGUUCUUGAAGAAUUGUCAUUUGAAAGUGAAUGCUUGGGGGGUGUUUUUAAUCAUAAAAUAUGUGUUCCUAUGCUGAAACGCUUAAGUAUAGCUAUCGAAGUAUCUGAAUAUGAUUCUUUUAAAUUAUUAGACUACGAUGAUUCUGAUUGCAGUUACAGAAUUGAGAUAAACACCCCAGCGCUUGAAUACUUUAAGUUUAAUGGUCAUUUGAGUGAAGUCGUUUUCCUUCAAAAGCUAGACAACUUAGUUCAGGCAGAUAUUCAUAUUUGUACACUUAAAGCUGCCAAUAGGAUAUUCAAGCUUCUUGCUGCAUUCUAUAAUGUCAAAUUUCUGUCAUUAUUUUCAGGUCACCCGGAGUGUCUCUGCAACGGUUCUAUUUACCCUUUCAAAUUCCAAAAUUUGCUCAGAUUGGACUUUAUGGCGAAUGCAUUAAACUGGCAUGUGCUACAAGCCUUGCUCCGAAAUACUCCUAAUCUAGAAGUUCUUGAUGUUAUUAAUACGAGGCAUGGUUCCAGUAAUCACAAGUUAUGCAGAUGCAGGAAGAAGUCACCAAAUGAUCCUAAUUUUCUGUCAUCACACCUUACAACUUUUUAUUAUAGCGAAUUUGGAGGAUUGAAGGAUGAAGUGGAAUUUAUAAAAUAUAUUCUAAAAGAGGCAAGAGCCUUGAAGACAGCAUCAAUCAGAGUUAGAAAUAUUAAGCUAAAAAAAGGUGUUCUUCAGAAACUAUCAAUGAUCCGAAGGCGCUCAAUGACAUCUCUUCUUACAGUUAAAAAAUGA